This is a messenger RNA of Hevea brasiliensis (rubber tree), 2977 nucleotides long. Its product is annotated as protein ALTERED PHOSPHATE STARVATION RESPONSE 1. Bases 714 to 2714 code for a protein of 666 amino acids. The record is from RefSeq and is a predicted model, not a curated record. Lineage: Eukaryota; Viridiplantae; Streptophyta; Magnoliopsida; Malpighiales; Euphorbiaceae. The transcript has 6 exons.
AGUUGAGAGAGUUACGUUGUUUUUGUUGUUUUCCUCUCUCGAAUCAUUUUGGGGUUUUUUAUACGUAGAUGAUAAUCAUUCCUAUGUUGAUGUUUUCGAAACCAAGUGUGGAGUAAUGGGUAGUCGUUCCUUUUCCUAAUAAGAAAAGAAAAGAAAAGAAAUAAAGGAAAGACGGUACUGGUUCAAGUAGUUGUUUUAUUUAAUAUUUGCAGCUCUAAGAAAAUAAAAUGGAAGAACAUUGGUCUUCCCCCCUGUCUGUCUGCCUGUCUCUGCCAGUUUCCCUGUCAGUGACGUUUUCUUUCUUAUCUUGUUAUUUUUUUAAAAAAUCUUUUUUUAUCGUUUUUCAUUUUUAGAGCUCAAGGCAUCUCGUGGAGAUUCUUCUUAGUUGAGAUCCAUUUGGAUUUUAUUUUUUUUCAAAGACGAUCAAUUUUUUUUUUUUGGGUUCUUGGGUUGCAGCUUUGUUUGUUUCUGAGCUAUGGAGAGUUUGAAGAUGGGUACUCUUUUAAUAAGCUUUUCCUUUCUUGAUGAGGCCUGAAAAUCAGGAAGGAUAGCAGAGUCAUGAUUUGGGGGUGAAAGCCGUGUUCUUUGGGUUAAUCAGCGAUUUUAUCUGCAAGCAGCUUUUUGCAUAUAAGUACGAGGAAUUGAAACUAUCUUGGAUUUGCUCGCUCUCUUAUGCCUUCAAGUUAAACUCAAUUCUUUUGACUGUGGAAGAAAUGGGUUGUGUAGCAUCAAAGAUUCAAAAGGAAGAGAGGGUGCAAAUUUGCAAGGAGAGAAAGAGGCUAAUGAAACAAUUGGUAGUUUUUCGAGGAGAAUUUGCAGAUGCCCAAUUGGCUUAUUUGAGAGCACUGAAGAAUACUGGUGCAACUCUUAGACAAUUCACUGAAUCAGAGUCAUUAGACUUUGAAAAUACCUAUUAUGGCCAGACAUUGCCUCCUUCCCCUCCUCUUCCUCUACCUCCUUCCCCUCCACCUCCUCCUUUCAGCCCUGAUUUAAGGGGGUCCAUUGAUAAUCAGAAAGAAGAAAUUGAUCAAGAAGAAAGCAUAAAAAUUGAUGAGGAUGAUUGUUAUACUCCACCACCUUCAAUUAAUAGUUCCUCAUUGAAUAUUUGGGAAUCAGACUCCUUUGAGCGGCCUUCUCCACAACAUCAAGAGAAGAACAAAAUGGUGGAACCAUCAGUAGAUGAGGAAAAUUGGGCAGAGGCUAAGGCAGAAUUUGAGGAAGAAGAUCGGGAAGAGGAGUAUGUUGGGAAUGUUCUUUCUAAUUCACUUACCCAGAUGCAGCAGCGACGGCAGCCUGUAAUAUGGAUUGAUGAUGACUCAUCGAUGGUGAGCUGUUGUACUAAAGAUACUGCAGACAUGGCUAUGGUACAGUGGAGGAGCAAGAAGACCUUGGAGGGCAUUGUUAAGGAGUUAGAUGAUUAUUUCCUUAAAGCAUCAGCUGGUGGAAAGGAAAUAGCUGUUCUUAUGGAUAUUUCCAAAGGGGACACUCCUCUGCAUCAGAUUUCCAAAGAAAACAAAAGGAAAAGGAGUAAUUCUGCCAAGGUCUUCAGUGCACUGUCAUGGAGUUGGUCUUCUAAGUCGCUUCAGUUUGCAAAACAUGCUACUCAGGUUUAUAAUCCCAGUGAACCAUGCAAACCUGGAGCUCAUUGCAUCACACUUGACAAACUUUAUGCUGCAGAGCAGAAACUUUACAAGGAAGUGAAAGAAGAAGAAAUGACCAAAAUAGAGCAUGAGAAAAAAUCCAUGUUACUUCUAAAACAACAAGAAGAAAACCUUGACUGGACUAAGACUGAAAAAACUCGACUGAGUGUCGAGGGUUUGGAAGCUGAUAUCAGAUGCCUGCAGCAUUCAAUAAGUAAUACUUGUUCAUCUAUAUUGCAACUCAUUGAUGUGGAGCUGUACCCUCAACUUGUUACAUUAACUUCCGGGCUGAAAAAUAUGUGGAGAACUAUGUAUGAAUGCCAUCAAGUUCAGAACCAUAUAUCUCUGCAAUUGAAUCAUCUCACUGAUAGUCAAGGAAUAGACUUGACUACCAACUAUCAUCGCCAGGCCACAACUCAGGCUCAGCUUGAAACUGAGGUCACCUCCUGGUACCUUAACUUCUGCAAACUGGUAAAAUCUCAGCAGGAGUAUGUAAGAACUCUCUGUAGGUGGAUCAAGCUCACUGACUGCCUUGUAGAUGGCAAUCAACAUAGUAGUUGCUCGUCUGCAGUUCGUAGUCUGUGUGAAGAGUGGCAGCUUGUCUUUGAUAGAUUACCCGAUAAGAUAGCCUCAGAGGCCAUUAAAAGCUUUUUGGAUGCCAUCCAAAUGAUAAUGCUGCAGCAGACAGAGGAACACAACCUACACAAAAAAUCUGAUAAACUGGAGAGAAGAUUUCAGAAGGAGUUAAUCUCCCUUGCUGAAAUGGAGAAAAAGGUUAAUUGGAGUUCUACUGAUGGAGAUAUGCAAUCUGAUUUGAGCCCUAAAAAUCCCUUGUCGCUUAAGCUUGCCAAAACUGAAGCCUUAAAGAAACGGCUAGACUCCGAGAAGACUAAAUAUUUGAACUCAGUCCAGGUUACCAGAGUCAUGACUCUAAACAAACUGCAAACAGGCCUCCCUAAUGUAUUCCAGGCAUUAAUGGGAUUUUCAAGUGCUUCUGCUCAGGCCUUUGAGGCUGUUCACAGCCAUGGCAGACCAGCAGUUGAUUGUGAUGCAUCAGAAAGCUCAAUGAGCUAAAUUUGUUAGAAAGAGUGAGAUGAAGUGGGAACUAGGUACACGCUUUGAAAAUCCAUUUGGUCAAUAUAUAAGCCAUAGGUGCAAGUUUUUUGUGAUAUUCAAGGAUGCAGAUCAAACUACAACAAAAUUUAAAAUUUGUUUAUAGUGGCGGAUGUUAUUGAUUCAAUCAAUUAUACUGGACACGGUACAGUUGCCAGUUGCUGUAAUGUCAAUGUAAUGAAGUCCUACACUUGAGAAGCACAGCUCCUGCAAAUUGCAUUCAA